Messenger RNA from Patella vulgata (common limpet), 2499 nucleotides. RefSeq lists its product as uncharacterized. Bases 13 to 1290 code for a protein of 425 amino acids. The transcript has 2 exons. NCBI's taxonomy places the organism in Eukaryota, Metazoa, Mollusca, Gastropoda, Patellidae. The record is from RefSeq and is a predicted model, not a curated record.
GCGAAGAACGCUAUGUGUAGUUCUAUAAAUAGCAACAAAACGGUUACUAAUACUAGGCCUAGUGUUAGCCAAACUGUCGACGACACCAAAUUGAACACUGUUACGACAGAAUCAACUACAAAAGCUGUUUUGGACACGGUCCGUACAGAAAUGUGUAAUUUUCAAAAGCAAAGCUUGUCAGAAUUAAAGCAGUUCAUUUUAGACAGCUUAAAAUCAGACGAUUUACGACAAUCAAAUGUUGGUCGCUCAUGUAAACAAGGUCAAGGCUGUGAUGUGUAUGACAGCGAAAAUAGUCGACAAGAUGAACUUAAAACACGCAGAAAGCGUAAACACGAACGAAGAGAGAUCUUUAAAAAUGUUGUUUCCUAUUCGGAUUUAGAUGAGGAUGAUAUUAUUCCUUCUGCACAACAUGUUCGACAUGAUAAUGACAACGACGAUGUCAUUGACCAAAUUGAUGACUUGUUGGCGGACGAUAAUAGUGUAAAGGGAGAUAAUCUCGAAGUCAACAAAGAUGAAACAGAGUCUUUUGAAACUGUUCUUGAACAAGAAUACACUAUAAAAGAAGUCGUGGGGGCAAACUUAAACCCAAAAUUGAUUUCUAUUGUUAAUCAAUUGUUUGUAAAGGUACUGCCUGAGGAAAAACUUAAGGAAAUGACAGAGAAAUAUCCUAAGCCAGCAAAUACGGAGGUUAACAUGCCUUUAGUAAAUAAGGAAAUUUGGUCGGUGUUGAAAACUAACACGAAAACUACAGACCUGAAGUCUCAGAAAAUUCAAAAUAAAGUGGUUAAAACUUCUUACUCACUUGCAGAGCUGAUUGCUUUUUUAAUGGAAUUGAAGAAAAAGGCGAAAUGUUCUCCAGAUGACAUGUCAAAGGCUAUCAGAAUGGCAAUGGAUAGUAUGACUAUGUUGGCACAGGCAAAUCGUGAAUUAAAUCAAAAGAGAAAAGACACUUUGAGACCAGAUUUGUCAUAUCCCUCUAAAUUGUUGUGCAAUCCUCCAACUGGAGAUGUUGAAAAUUCUGUUUUUCUAUUUGGAGAAGAGCUGGGCAAGAAAGUUAAAGAACUGAAGGAAGCUAACAGUGUAUACAGCCUUCAACCUCAGGGUCUACUUCUGCGUAUAAAUAUAGAAAUAACUAUAAUAAUUAUCGGUACCAGCCUUACAAAAGAAGUACUAAGGGUUACUCAAAUAAUGGAAAGCCUUUUUUGUCCCAGGGCUUCCGGAAAACGGGCCAAACAAGAUAUCAGAAAUCUUGGAAAAGCAGCCACUACAAAGACAAAAACCUACAUGUAACUCAAACAAAGAGUUAGAAUCUGACCUUUUGGUGAGUGAAAUUCGAAGGUAGAGAAAAGUCUUCAUCAUCAUGCCAAAAAUCCAAGGACAGAUUUGCCAAAGAUGUGUUUGUUAGCAGUGAGGAUAACAGGAUUUUCUUCUCAAAGUACAAUAUUUCACAGCAAACUAAAGACAUUCUCCAAUCAUUAUGGAGAAAAUCAACAAUGGUUCAAUACAGAUCGUAUAUCGACAAAUGGUUUAGGUACUGUAAUAAAUGGAAAGUGGAUGCCUUUCAACCAUCUGUAGAAAAUAUUCUGGAAUUUCUAACCUCUCUUUUUAAGUCUGGAUUGAAAUACAGUGCAAUUAACACAGCCCGAAGUGCAUUGUCUUCAUUUAUUACAAUUAACAAUCAACCUGUGGGUUCUUUGCCUAUCUGACAAGAUUUUUAAAAGGUGUUUUUAAUAUUAGACCUGCUUUACCAAGAAAUAAGUGUUCAUGUGAUGUAAAUAUUGUUUUAUCGUACCUAAAAAAGUUGUCUCCUGUGAGGAAAAUCUCGUUAAAACUUCUGACUUUUAAAUUAAUUAUGUUAUUUAGUUUGUUAUCAUCAAGUCGAAUUCAGACUUUGCAGUUGUUGGAUAUAAGAAAUAUCCGAAUGGGAAAAGGUUCAGUUCAGUUUAUAAUUGGUGAUAAAUUAAAGCAAACUAGACCCGGAUUUCAUCAAGAACCUAUCAGAAUAAAAGCUUAUGUUCCUGAUACACGUUUGUGUUUAAUGACAGUGUUAAAAGAAUAUGUGGAUAGAAGAAAAGAUAUUCGUUCAUCUAAUCAAUUAUUUUUAAGCUUCAUAAAGCCUUACAAACCAGUUGGCAGGGAAACCAUUUCCAGGUGGAUUAAGACAGUUUUAAAAUCAGCUGGAAUUGAUAUAAAACAAUUUGUUCCUUAUAGUGUUCGAUCAGCAGCAUCGAGUGCUGCACAAAGAGCAUGUGUUCCUAUUCAAUCAAUAAUUAAAACUGCAGGUUGGUCAAGAGAUACCACAUUCAGAAAAUAUUAUAAAAAACCUUUGUCUGAAGAAGGAAUUUUUAGUGCAAAAAUUCUGGAAAAUUUACAUAACGAUAAUGACUGAUUACAAAACUUUAAGCUUGUUUAUUCCUUAGAUUAAAGAUCUAAGAUCUGAUAUUAUAAAAUAAUUACUACUAUGGUUUAAUGUGUUUAAUAAUAAAUGCUUAAAAAUUU